AGCUGGUGGCACCAGCAAUGCCCAAUCAACCUUUUCAGCUGCUCAACCUGAAAAUGAGAUAUUGAUGAGUGUGCCACGCAGAUGCAUUACUGCCAGUCCAACACGAUGUGCGUAAACCUGCCCGGCAGCUAUCGUUGUGAUUGUCUACCAGGUUUCAUCAGAGUGGACGAAUACUCUUGCACCGAGCAUGACGAGUGUGCGAGUGGCCAAAAUGUGUGCGAUGAGAAUGCCAUCUGCACCAACACCAUCAGAGGACACCUGUGUACCUGCAAGCCAGGAUACGUGGGCAAUGGCACCAUCUGCAGGGCCUAUUGUGAGGAGGGAUGUCGGAGUGGAGGGACCUGUGUGUCUCCAAAUACAUGUGUAUGUCCCUCAGGAUUUACGGGACAUCGAUGCGAGACAGAUAUUGAUGAGUGCGCAGAGGGCCUGAUUGAGUGCCACAACCACUCUCGCUGUGUCAACCUGCCUGGCUGGUACCAYUGUGAAUGCAGAAGUGGUUUCCAUGACAAUGGAUCCUACCAGCUCGAUGGAAGCUCCUGCAUUGGAUGGGCAGACGUAUUGUAGGAGGAGACCCUGUGACUGUGGAGACCCAGAGGAGGAUUUGUUCUGCUGUCCUGUCUGUGACAACAGGCCCAGCACACAGUGUCUGGACCAGAGUGGGCGCACGCUUUACCACAGCGGGUCAACUUGGCUGUAUGGUUGCCAGCAGUGCCGCUGCAUGGAGGGGGAGGUAGACUGCUGGCCUCUAGUUUGUCCUGCGUUGACGUGCGAGUACACGGCGGUGGCGGAGGGUGAGUGUUGUCCACGUUGCGUCACGGACCCCUGCCUGGCUGACAACCUGUCAGAUGACAUCCGGCAGACGUGCAAAGACCCCACAGGUGACACUCGCCUCAGCGGGGACACGUGGCACAUGCCCAAGUCACCCUGCACUACCUGCAAGUGUAAGAACGGGAACGUUUGCUGCUCGGUGGAUCUCGACUGCCUUCAGAACAACUAAAACGCUCCUCCUCUCCUCCCAUCGCCUCGGGACCCGUCACGCUCUCUCAACCUUCUUUCCGGAUUCACAGGACAGACUCGUGCGCACACACACGUGCAUGGCAUCGUGUGCACAAGAAAAACACACGCUGGACAGACGUGGGGUGUCGGGAGUUGCGCUUUUUUACGCCGCGACUCAGCUCGACAAACAGUGAGCGGGUGUGUGAGUGUGUGUGACUCAGGAGGGGACCUGAGGUCACGGCCACUCUCACCACAGUCACUGCGUUGUGUUUGCGUUCGGUUUUGAUUUUCACUCAUUGUCUUGAGGUAACUUUUUGUCGUGUCUCAAACCACAAAAAAAAAACAAAAAAAAAAACAGAGACAAACAGCUGGCCACGUGUCGGGUGCGGCAUCUGUCCACACUGACUCACCUAAAGAAAAAAUCAUCACGAACACGUUCAUCUAAAAUGAUUUAGAAUGUAAAGAAUGUCACUUUAAACGAACAUGAGGACUGAUCAGUUUAAAAGCUUUAAGUUACCUUUUUUUGGUGAUAUUUUACCAUUUGUCUUUACUCCACAUUAUUUUAUGUCAAGAGUCGGACUGGCAUGAUUAACAGUGAGCUGUGGACUAUACGUUCUUCUUGGAUUCUUCAGUCUUCAGCAGCUCCUGAUUGAAGUCACAGCUGAUGAUUUGGAUCUUUCUGAGCUCUGCGUAUCGUUCCAUCAUAACCAUCAGCAUUACUAUUAUUUUUCUUCCAUUGCCACACCUAUAUAUUUUCUUUUUGGCAUUGCCCUUUUCAUCCUGCAUGGCAGCUCCACUGUAGAAACUGCAAAUCAUGUCAGUAGGAAAGAAUAACGAGCGAUCAUUUCUUCAACUUUUUUUUCAAAUACAGUACAUCUAUAAGUUUAUAAGUCUGUGUAUGCACUUGGAAAGGUUGUACAGAUUGAAGGAAUGUUUUAUGUUUGUGACCCAGUUGAAGUUGGGUGGACACGUUCAAAGUGUCCACUGGUAGCAUUUGGCGAAGGUCCUUAAAAUGCCAAACCCUAAAUAAAUCAGAUUCAUCACAGAGUGCAGGCUCGGAACUGGGACAUCCCUCUCCCAGGCCAGUAACACUUCAGUCUUCAACAAUCUCCCUCAGCAUCGCUGUUCUCUCUUUGAUGAGGAUGCCCACCAGAUGCUUACAGAUACAACAACUCUCUCGUUUUAUCAAAAGGAAGCGAAAACAGCGCACAGCCGAUCCCUGCAGGUCAGAACAAGCACCAGCCCAAGCUGUUGAUUAAACCGCCACAACUCGUGAUGACCUGGACUUUCUGCGUCUCCGGGGGCUUUUCUGCUCAGCACCAUAUGGCUCACAGAAUGACAGGGGUGG
Molecule: messenger RNA, 2344 nt
Organism: Austrofundulus limnaeus
Lineage: Eukaryota; Metazoa; Chordata; Actinopteri; Cyprinodontiformes; Rivulidae
Product: protein kinase C-binding protein NELL1
Biological process (GO): positive regulation of ossification; regulation of osteoblast differentiation
Cellular component (GO): cytoplasm
Molecular function (GO): protein kinase C binding; calcium ion binding; heparin binding
Source: RefSeq, a predicted model, not a curated record